Messenger RNA from Staurois parvus, 375 nucleotides. The record is from the annotation of a GenBank genome assembly. NCBI's taxonomy places the organism in Eukaryota, Metazoa, Chordata, Amphibia, Anura, Ranidae.
GACCCCGCAUUCACUAUAUCUGGUCUCCCCGGACCCCGCAUUCACUAUAUCUGGUCUCCCCGGACACUGCAUUCACUAUAUCUGGUCUCCCCGGACCCUGCAUUCACUAUAUUUGGUCUCCCAGGACCCUGCAUUCACUAUAUCUGGUCUCCCAGGACCCUGCAUUCACUAUAUCUGGUCUCCCCGGACCCUGCAUUCACUAUAUCUGAUCUCCCAGGACCCUGCAUUCACUAUAUCUGGUCUCCCAGGACCCUGCAUUCACUAUAUCUGGUCUCCCUGAACCCUGCAUUUCGACCCUGCAUUUACUAUAUCUGGUCUCCCAGGACCCUGAAAUCACUAUAUCUGGUCUCCCCGGACCCUGCAUUCACUAUAUCU